Molecule: messenger RNA, 1056 nt
Organism: Adineta steineri
Lineage: Eukaryota; Metazoa; Rotifera; Eurotatoria; Adinetida; Adinetidae
Source: the annotation of a GenBank genome assembly
AUGAAUAACAAACGAUUUAAAACAUUAUCUGGAUAUUGGAGCAAUAUUUCACCUGUAAAAGAAGGUAAAAAAAAUCAUAAUUUUGCCGAAGGUCAUAUUCAAACUGGUAUGAAUCAAGAAGAAAAAGUCUUAUUUUUUUUUCAAAAACCAAAUACAACAAGUGCUGCUUAUGAAAAUGCUUUAACAGCUUGUCGUGAAAAAAAAUCAAGUUUAGUAUCUGGUUUAUCAGAAGAUUCAGAAGGUUGCUUUUUAACAUGUCGUACAACUGAAAUUAAACCAAAAGCUGUUAUAUUUGAACGUCGUAAAUCAUCGAAUGAAACAACUGAUCUUAAUGCUAUCGUUAAUAAUGAUGUAGAUGGCAUAUUAAAUGAUGAUACUGUAACAAUUACUGGUCGUAUAUUCAAAUUACAUAAUCAAACAAUAAUAAAGAAGUUUGAUAGUACAAAGCAAAGUAAAAUUGAUAAAGUAUGUCGUGGUGGUGUGAUUGCAAAUGAAACAGGUGCAUUGAUAAUUAUGUUAUGGGAAAAUCUUGCAAAAGAAAUAGUCGAAAACGACAAUAUUACAUUGAAACACAUGCGAAAAAUGGUUGAUGCUAAUGGUAUUACUUUUUUUAGUUCAACAUUUCGUACAGAAUUUACAAAAUCCACAACUGAAUUAUCGAAUUAUGAUGAAGAAGGUGCACAAGAAUUAUUUGAUGUUAAAGUUCAAUUGUUUAAAGAAACUGUAUGUGUUGUCGAAUCUGUUGUUGUUGAUAUUAAUACAGUAUGUCCACGUUGUAAAACAAAGUGUACAUCUGAUGAACGAAUUGUAACAUGUUCGAAUUCAGCUUGUGGUGCAUCGUUUAAAAGAAAAACAAAUUCAAUUCGUGCUGAUAUAACUGCACGUGACGAUAAAAAUGAAUGUUUAUAUUUAACAGCUUAUCAAGAUGUUUUGGGUGAAUCAGCUGGUGAAAUUGAUAAAGAUACAAUAAUCGAUUUUUUUAUGGACAACGACGACAAAUUUAAAAUCAUGUAUCAUUUUCGUUCAAAAGUCAUCGAAAAAAUUCAAAGUAAUUAA